UCCUCUUUUUACAUAUAUACGCAGGCAGGCUGCAUAGAUGUGGACACUGCAAUAAAAAAUAAAUAAAUAAAUGUUGUUCAGUAGCAUUUCAUCGAACACUUGGCUGCUAAGCAUCGGCCUGCUAGUGUGUAUAACAAUAUGCGGUUGCAAUGCGAGUGUGGAUCCGAACUUCCGAGUUAGAGCGGUAGCUCUAGGAGGUUGGUUGGUCACAGAAGGCUGGAUUAAACCUUCCCUCUUUGAUGGAAUCCCAAACAAAGACUUCUUGGAUGGAACUCAGUUUCAGCUCAAAUCAGUCACCACUGGCAAAUAUCUCUCUGCUGAGUUUGGAGGAGGAAGCAUCGUUGUCGCCAACCGAACAACUCCUUCCAGCUGGGAAACAUUUACGGUGUGGAGGCUGAAUGAGAAAGCUUUCCAGUUGAGGGUGUUUCAAAAGCAAUUUCUGGGUCUGGACUUGAAUGGGAAAGGGAAAGCACUAGUGGCGGUGGCUAACUCACCUGGGGUUUUGGAGACAUUUGAGAUUGUGAAAAAACCCGGUAACUCGAAACGGGUUCGGAUUAAAGCAACCAAUGGAAUGUUCUUGCAGGCAAAGACAGAGGAGCUGGUGACUGCUGAUUAUCCAGCUGGGAAUACUACUACUGGCUGGGGAGACGAUGACCCAUCUGUUUUUGUUUUCAGAAUUGCUGGAAAAUUGCUUGGCGAGUAUCAAGUAACAAAUGGUUAUGGUCCACUGAGAGCACCACAAGUUAUGAGGGAGCACUGGAAAACCUUCAUAGUGGAAAGUGACUUCAAGUUCAUAUCAGAAAAUGGAUUGAAUACUGUGAGAGUACCAGUGGGUUGGUGGAUAGCAAGUGAUCCAUCACCCCCUAAGCCCUUUGUGGGAGGUUCCUUGGCAGCGUUAGACAAUGCCUUCAUGUGGGCUAAUAAAUAUGGAGUGAAGGUUAUAAUAGACCUGCAUGCAGCACCGGGCUCCCAAAAUGGGUGGGAGCAUAGUGGUACCAGAGAUGGCUCUCUUGAAUGGGGCAAAACAGAUGAAAACAUAAAGCAAACUGUUAAUGUCAUAGAAUUCCUUGCUUCAAGGUACGCCAAACAUCCAAGCCUAUACGCAGUAGAACUUAUAAACGAGCCUCUAUCCCCUGGAGUUUCUGUAGACACAUUGAAAAAGUUCUACAAGGCUGGUUAUGAUGCUGUUCGUAGGCACACUGACAAGGCCUUUGUGAUAUUCUCAAACCGUUUGGGACCAAUGAAACCCAGAGAACUCUUCCCUGUGAUCAGCGGCUUAAAAGGAUCGGUCAUUGAUGUCCAUUACUAUCAUCUCUUCACUGAUGACUUUAACAAAAUGACCGUCCAACAGAACAUCGACUAUAUCUACAGCAAUAAUACCGAGGAAUUGAAUCGUGUUACCACAUCCAAUGGCCCUCUCAUUUUUGUUGGUGAAUGGGUGGCUGAGUGGAAAGUUAAGGAUGCAACAAAAGAAAAUUACCAAAGAUAUGCAAAAGCUCAAUUGGAUGUUUUUGGGAGAGCAACAUUUGGGUGGUCUUAUUGGACGCUUAGGAAUGUAAACAAGCAUUGGAAUCUUGAGUGGAUGAUCAAGAAUGGUUAUAUCAAGCUCUAGAUUUAGAAAAAAAAAAUAAUAAAUAAAUAAACCAGCCAAUUAUUGGGCUAGCUGAUUUUGUGCAUAUUAGUCUGUACGCUUACUUCAUUUUGGACCCUGUUGACAAUAAGAAUCCAGGGUUUUUCCAAGAGCACUGCGAGUUCUUUACGUUUUUAAGACAUACAUUGAUCUGGAUCUUUCUAUGCA
Ziziphus jujuba (common jujube) is the source of this 1798-nucleotide messenger RNA. RefSeq names its product probable glucan 1,3-beta-glucosidase A. Gene Ontology annotation, biological process: cell migration; actin filament bundle assembly; establishment or maintenance of cell polarity. The record is from RefSeq and is a predicted model, not a curated record. Bases 71 to 1612 code for a protein of 513 amino acids. Gene Ontology annotation, cellular component: cytoplasm; actin cytoskeleton. Gene Ontology annotation, molecular function: hydrolase activity, hydrolyzing O-glycosyl compounds; actin filament binding. NCBI's taxonomy places the organism in Eukaryota, Viridiplantae, Streptophyta, Magnoliopsida, Rosales, Rhamnaceae. The transcript is spliced from 6 exons.